AUGAAACGACAAGCCGAAGAAGCAUUCGAGGAUCCUCAGAGUCUGAAAAAGGCGAAAACGACAGAAGACGAGCCCAGCGAAGCAAAUGGCGCACAAAGCGAAUGGAUAAAAGUGGAGAAGAAGAAGAAGAAAAAGGCGAACAAGUUGGAGGCCAAAGCCGAUACUGCCCACCCCCGGUUCAUGUACUCAAACCAUGAAAUUGUGAAGAGGAAUCAUGCAAUUGCGAUUGAUGACGUCCGAGAUCUUAUCCUGCACCUCAUUGCAGAUGCACCACCUCCCAACUGGCUACGGAUCGAUAACGUCAAUCAGAUCCAGAGAGUGGUUGCCCUCCUCGUACCAGGACUUACCCCUGAGCUCCUCUCGCUGCCACCACUACCCACAUCCGCGACAUUGAACCCUAACCUGCCCAUUUCAAUACCCCUUCCGUCCCCCAGCACAGCCAGUAUACCCUUUAUCGCGACGACCUUCAGCCAUGCCUGCCCAACACGUGCCCCAGGCGAUCAGACGCGAAUGCACAGCGUACUCAGUACUUUCUUCACGGGUCCUGUCAGCGGGGAGGAAAAGAAGCGGCGGUUGACGCAGAGAGUUCAAUCAGAGAGCAACAAGUCAGAUCCUACACAGUACCUGUUGAAGCUGGAGCAAAUGAUAGAGAACGAGUACCCCAUUCCUUCGUACAUGGCGGACGUUUUCGAGAAGCCUCCAGGAUGGCUGGAGACGCCGAAACCUGCGGAGAACGAGAAUAAGUGGAAGCAGAAGAUCUACGCGCUUGAUUGUGAAAUGUGCAUAACAGAAGACGGCAAGGAGCUAACGCGAGUUUGCAUCAUUGACUAUGCAUCAGGGAUCGUGGUGUACGACCAACUCGUCAAGCCGAGCAAGCCUAUCCUUGACUACCUUACAAGAUGGUCAGGUAUCACCGCCGAGCAUCUAGCCAACGUUACGACGACCCUCACACAAGUCCAGGAGCAUGUCAUGCGCCUCCUCUCCCCACCCAAAUCCAACCCAUUCUCCACGACCAAAUCCACUGAGCCACCACCCGCCACGCCCAUCCUCCUCGGGCACUCUCUCGAAUCAGACCUCAAAGCCCUAAAGAUCUGCCAUCCGCGAUGCAUCGAUACUGCCCUGAUCUACCACCACCCACGCGGGCGGCCGCUCAAGCCCGGGCUCGCAUGGCUUACGAAGAAAUGGUGCGGGCGUGAGAUCCAGGCGCGCGGCGAGGGCGGGCACGAUCCAGAGGAGGACGCCCGGGCGUGUGUGGACCUAAUGAAGAAGAAAAUGGAGUUCGGGCCUGGCUUUGGCGAGUUCAAGGUUGACCACGAACCGAUCUUUGAGCGGAUGGGCCGGGCCAAUGUGAGGAAUGGGUUGGGAAAGGGAGGAGUGAGGAGUGCUGUGGUGGAUCAUGGGAACCCGGCGGUUAUGCAUGGGGCGAAGGCUACUACUGCGAUUGGGUGUAAGGGCGAUGAGGAGAUCUUGGAGGGGCUGUUGAAUGUGGUUCCGUCGCAUCAUUUUGCAUUUGGACGGUUUAUGGCGCUGGCAAAUGCGUUGGGAUGGGUUACACCCAAGGCUUCUUCCGACCAGCCAGCACCACCACCAACGACGACUGUCGAACCGCCUCCCUCACGUGAAGAGCUCGUGCCUAUCCUCUCCAACCUCAACCGACAUCUAACAACACUACACGCUGCGCUACCAACACGAACCGCAUUUGUCAUCUUCACAGGUCAUUCAGACCCUCGACGGAUGUCGCUCCUCAACGCGAAGAAGAACGCCUUCGAGAGCGCGCUGAAGAGCGGAAAAACUCCGGAGCAGGUUACGGCCUUGGGGUUGUCGUGGACGAUGAGCGACGCGCGGGACUUGGAGGAGGCGACAGAGCUUGCGAGGAGAGGACUGAUGUUCCUUGGGAUUAAGCAGUAG
Molecule: messenger RNA, 1908 nt
Organism: Cyclocybe aegerita
Lineage: Eukaryota; Fungi; Basidiomycota; Agaricomycetes; Agaricales; Hemipholiotaceae
Source: the annotation of a GenBank genome assembly